This is a messenger RNA of Urocitellus parryii (Arctic ground squirrel), 2148 nucleotides long. Lineage: Eukaryota; Metazoa; Chordata; Mammalia; Rodentia; Sciuridae. The record is from RefSeq and is a predicted model, not a curated record.
UUCAGCUCUGAGCGAUGUAUGCAAGUGGGGCCAAGGAGCGGCCAAGGUGCUGAGCCAAAUAAAGAGGGAUAUAUCACCGAAAACCCAAGCCCAGGGAACCAAAGGACCUCAGAAGAAGCCUCAGCAGCCAUGUCGAAGCCCCAUAGUGAAGCCGGGACUGCCUUCAUUCAGACACAGCAGCUGCACGCAGCCAUGGCUGACACGUUCCUGGAGCACAUGUGCCGCCUGGACAUUGACUCUCCACCCAUCACUGCCAGGAACACUGGCAUCAUUUGUACCAUUGGCCCAGCUUCCCGAUCAGUGGAAAUGUUGAAGGAGAUGAUUAAGUCUGGCAUGAACGUCGCUCGUCUAAACUUCUCUCACGGAACUCACGAGUACCAUGCAGAGACCAUCAAGAAUGUCCGUGCAGCCACAGAAAGCUUUGCUUCUGACCCCAUUCUCUAUCGGCCAGUUGCUGUGGCUCUGGACACUAAAGGACCUGAGAUCCGAACUGGGCUCAUCAAGGGCAGCGGCACUGCAGAGGUGGAGCUGAAGAAGGGAGCCACUCUUAAGAUCACUCUGGAUAACUCCUACAUGGAGAAAUGUGAUGAGAACAUCCUAUGGCUGGACUACAAGAACAUUUGCAAAGUGGUGGAAGUGGGUAGCAAGAUUUAUGUGGAUGAUGGACUUAUUUCUCUGCUGGUGAAGGAAAAAGCAUCUGAUGUCCAUGAAGUUAGGAAGAUCCUGGGAGAGAAAGGAAAGAACAUCAAGAUUAUCAGCAAAAUUGAGAAUCAUGAAGGAGUUCGAAGAUUUGAUGAGAUCCUGGAGGCCAGCGAUGGGAUCAUGGUGGCUCGUGGUGAUCUAGGCAUUGAGAUUCCUGCAGAGAAGGUCUUCCUUGCUCAGAAGAUGAUGAUUGGGCGGUGCAACCGAGCUGGGAAGCCUGUCAUCUGUGCUACACAGAUGCUGGAGAGCAUGAUCAAGAAGCCCCGCCCCACCCGGGCUGAGGGCAGUGAUGUGGCCAAUGCAGUCCUUGAUGGAGCCGACUGCAUCAUGCUGUCUGGAGAAACAGCCAAAGGGGACUACCCUCUGGAGGCUGUUCGCAUGCAGCACCUGAUUGCCCGUGAGGCAGAGGCUGCCAUCUACCACUUGCAAUUAUUUGAGGAGCUCCGCCGCCUGGCGCCCAUUACCAGCGACCCCACAGAAGCCGCCGCCGUGGGUGCUGUGGAGGCAUCCUUCAAGUGCUGCAGUGGGGCCAUUAUCGUGCUCACCAAGUCUGGCAGGUCUGCUCACCAGGUAGCCAGAUACCGCCCACGUGCUCCCAUCAUUGCGGUGACACGGAAUCCUCAGACAGCUCGCCAGGCCCACCUGUACCGUGGCAUCUUCCCUGUGGUGUGUAAGGAUCCAGUCCAGGAUGCCUGGGCUGAGGAUGUGGACCUCCGAGUGAACUUGGCCAUGAAUGUUGGCAAGGCUCGAGGCUUCUUCAAGAAGGGAGAUGUUGUCAUUGUGCUGACUGGAUGGCGCCCUGGCUCUGGCUUCACCAACACCAUGCGUGUAGUACCUGUGCCAUGAUGAUCCCUGGAUCCCCUUCUGCCCCUGCCCUAUCCCCUUCCCCAACCCAUCCAUUAGGCCAGCAAUGCUUCUAGUGCUCACUCUAGGCUGUAGUGUGGCACUGGUGGGCUGGGACACCAGGGAAGAUUAAGUCUGUUUUUAGACCCUGCUCGAGUGGGAUAGCCAGAGCCUGGCUGCAUCAUGUGGUCCCACCCAAAAGGGGGCAAAAGAGGAACAUAAGACUGGAGGCUUCCAGACCUAUGGAAAGAAGGUGACAACUCCUUCUCCUCUAGUUAGUUCCUAUAGAAAGUGGAUGCCCAGAGAACUCCUAGCCCUGGCCUGGGGUCAGGAGACAGCCAGCUGGGGUAGGAGCUUAGGGUGUAGGGCAGUGAUUCCAGUGUAUGCAAAUGGACCCUGACACUUAUUUGCUUCCCCAACUGCCUCAGCCUCCCCCACUCCACCUUGUUGUGCACUGUGUUGUUCUCCUGCACUCCACUGGGCUGACGUUCAUGCUGCAGAAAAACACUCCACCCCCUGCCUUCCAUUUUCCCCACACUGCAGCCACCUCCAGGCCUGUUGCUAUAGAGCCUACCUGUAUGUCAAUAAACAACAGCUGAAGCA